AUGCGAUCCUGGACGAGAGCAUGGUGUAUACAAAGAUUUCAUAGAAGAUAUGUUGCAUCGGCUAAUGAGACCGUGUCUUCGUUACUACCAAGUUUGAUGGCGAAAGUAUUUCCUCAUUGUAGAUCUUGUGGAAUCCAACUACAAAAUACUAAGCCCUCAGAACCAGGCUACUAUAUUCUUCCUGGAACUUUUACUAAACCUGUUUUAAAUAGACCGGAGGAUGCUGUAUAUGAAAAGUAUAUGAAUAAUUUGUCUCAAGAGGAUAAAGAACUUUUAGGGUUUCUGUCAGAUAUCAAACCAGUUGAAGAAGUGCCAAAGGCAAAAACUACUAGUACUCCUGCUACUUCUUCCAUUAAAGAUAAAGUUGAAUGUCUCCGAUGUCGUAAGGCAAAUUUUAAUAGUGAUUUCAAUUUGAAAGAACAUCCAAUCGAAUCUGUUACCCGAGUGUUGAGCACUAUACCUGUGAAUGGAACACUUGUGUAUGUAAUUAAUUGUGUUGACUUCCCUCUAGGAGUUAAUGAGGAAGUAUUCAAAUACAGGCCUCACAACAAGGUUCGGAUUAUCAUCAAUAAAGCUGAUUUGUUAUUCCAGUCUAAAGAAUUGGCCAAUAGGUAUGGGCAAACAUUUUUUUCCAACUACUUCAAAAGGAAGCACGGUAUUGACAAUCUUCUUGUAGUUAGUGGCAAAAAGGGAUGGAAUAUCAAGCAAUUAGGAGAAUUUCUUGACUUCAAUAGUUAUUUCAUUGGGAAUGUUAACAGUGGGAAAUCAACAAUAUUAAACGCAUUGUUGUAUUUAAAUGAAGAGAAAAAAGUUGCAAAAGAAUUACAGCUUUAUAAUAAGAGAGAAAAGCUUCAAAUUCAAAAGGAAGAUGGAGCAGGCUACUAUCGGCAAAUACGAGAAAAGAGGAAGCAGGCAGAGUUAUUCAAAUUAAAGAAUGGGAGUGGAACUUCUCACAUGCCUGGGUUUACAAGAGGUUUCAUAGAAUAUGAAUUUGAUAGUAAACCUGUUUAUGACGUUCCAGGAUUUUCAAAUGUGUCUGGAACAGGAAUAUACGAGCACAUGAUACCGACAGACUUAAAACGUCUCAGUAAAGGUGUUGAUAUUUUUAAGAGUGGAACGUACGAUGCACGGUAUUACUCCAUGAAGUCAAACCAAGUAUUGACAGUGGGUGGGCUCUUCUUUGUUAAAAUCCCCAAUGAUACUGUGAUUCGGUUUAAGAAUUGUAUAAACUUCCCCCACCACGUAUUCCGGGACAUGUCUAAGGCCAUGCAGGUUUAUAAACGACCAUCUCCGGAAUUGGAGAAUUAUUUUACGGUUUCAGGACUUAAGCUUAAAAAGUUGUAUGUCCCACCAUUUUUUGGUGAAAUUGAUUUGGUGUUGAAGGAUUUCGGUCACAUUACCUUGACCCCUACAGGAAGAAAAAGUAGUAAUCAUUUGAUCACCGUUUACAUUCCCGAAUGUAUAUCUGAACAGGAUAUAUGUAUUCGUGAACCAUUGGUGUCUUACACGAGGAAAACAUUAGCGGGACGAGACAAGAAUGGCUCACCACUCAAAAAGGAGAAAUGGAGUGAACGUAGUAUUGCAGAAUUGAAGACAUAUUCUCCUGAGAAGCCCUUUUCACUGAAGCUUAUUACGCCGCUCCCAAGACCAGCAGACGAAGACGAAUUUGCUGCCGUCACAGUUGAAACAGGGAUUGAUUACUCGCCUAAUAGCGAGGUAUCUUGGGGUAAUCGGUUCCAAUACUGGCUAGAGUGA
Molecule: messenger RNA, 1755 nt
Organism: Lizanozyma spartinae
Lineage: Eukaryota; Fungi; Ascomycota; Pichiomycetes; Serinales; Debaryomycetaceae
Gene: GEP3
Exons: 1
Coding region: 1-1755 (584 amino acids)
Cellular component (GO): mitochondrion
Molecular function (GO): GTP binding
Source: RefSeq, a predicted model, not a curated record